Triplophysa dalaica is the source of this 3856-nucleotide messenger RNA. RefSeq names its product gastrula zinc finger protein XlCGF57.1-like. Gene Ontology annotation, biological process: regulation of transcription by RNA polymerase II. The record is from RefSeq and is a predicted model, not a curated record. The transcript is spliced from 2 exons. Gene Ontology annotation, molecular function: RNA polymerase II cis-regulatory region sequence-specific DNA binding; DNA-binding transcription factor activity. Bases 2125 to 3360 code for a protein of 411 amino acids. Lineage: Eukaryota; Metazoa; Chordata; Actinopteri; Cypriniformes; Nemacheilidae.
GUUCAUGUGAUUUUAUUAGCACACCCAGUAAAAGCUUCACUAUAAAGUAAAUAAAUAGAGAUGCUCGAUGACUAGAUUUUAACAGGACACUCAGUAAUGUUAUUAUGAAUAAGGAACAUGUAUGCGCCCUCUUUAACUAAGUUACUGACGAUGAUCAUGAGGAGGCAGAGGUACUCUUAUUAUACUCUUUGGAUUAAAGAAACUGACGGAUGAGUAAAUGUCACUGCAGGGAGAUGAGAGGGUCUGCAAUACUUCCUAUCGGAGAAACCAAAACGGCAACAAACCCAUUGAAAUCGGUUAAAAACAAGCGUCUGGGUUAGCAUUAGCCGAUAUGCUUUUUUGGCAAAAGGAUGCUUGUCAUAGUGGCUUUGCUGAAACUGUCGCACAAAUAUAAAUAUGAGUGUCAGCAACUCCGAGGGAGGUGAAGAGAACCGAUGGACAUUAAAGGACCCAGUCUUUGACUGUUUUAGAGGCUCUGAUUAUGUUUUUGGGGUGUUAAACAAUGGAUGUUCAUGUUUGUAAUUUAAAAAACGCUUUAUAUUUCACAUGUUUCAUGUCUGUUGUUCAUCGCUGUCCCAUUUCUUCCGGUCAGCAUAUUCUGAAUAACAAGAGAUGCACCGAUUUAAAUUUUCUUUGCCGAUUCCGAUUUUAUUAUAAGUGCCGAUUCCGAUUUUAUUAUAAGUGCCGAUUCCGAUUUUAUUAUAAGUGCCGAUUCCGAUUUUAUUAUAAGUGCCGAUUCCGAUUUUAUUAUAAGUGCCGAUUCCGAUUUUUUAUCCACAAACUAUAAUUGACAGUAUAUAAAAAACAUUAACUUUUCUUCAAUACACAUUUUUUCAUAUUUUUUUUAUUAUCAUUACAUAAAUUAUUGAACAUAACAAUUUCCCCAUAUACAGUUCUACAACCUGCAUUAAAUUACAGAAUCUUCUCUUGCCCAAAUAACUCUUAAAUUGAAGAACUCUGUGACUGAAAAUAAGUAUAAAUAAUACAAUAUAACUUUACUUAAUCGACCUUUUUCAUUUUUGUACUCUCACAAAAGUCUAAGGUAACAAUAAAAUACUUAAUCUUUAUUCUUGUCUGUUUCUGUUUAUGAAACUAUCAUUGCUUUAUUUUUUUUUUUCUGAAAUGUAAAAGAACUUGUCUUUAUCUUGGAUUUGUAGUACUAAAAGAAGCUUUUAGCUGCCACUUCAAUAAAAAGAUAAAAAUCUUAUGAGUGAACUCUACUAUUAAUAUGUAUAUGUAUUUGCCCUUUUUUUGUAAAGAACUCAAUCAGAUAUAGAUCAUAAAUGUUGGUUGAAUGAUACAUUUAUAUAGUUUGGAUUUUUUUCCAACCAGGCAGUCACGAGCCUAAAUGAGCCGUGAAAGACACCAGUCUUGACGUUAUCACCCACGUCUCUGGCAACAUACGAUUGGCUUCGAAUCGGCAAGACGUGACAAGCAUUGUCAUGUGGUUGUCCUUCGUAAUUUUUUGCAAUCCCCGUCCUUGCCCUUAUUUUCCCUGCUUUUGUCUCUUUUCUCGUCUCAUCUAUUGAGAGACUCUCUCUGCACUGCUCUCCAAACUUGGAAAAUUAUGGAUAUCGGAGAUCAAUUGACAAUGAGGGUUGCCGUGACAUUUGGUAUACGGUUUCCCGACUAAACAAUCACAAUCUUAUCUUUAUCCAGCAAUUGGCCUUGGACAAGACCGCAGCUGGAAAAUCAACUCUGUGAGAGCACUGCAGUGAGACGCCCUUGCGUUCCUCCCCCACUCUACAGACUCAGAACUAUCACACACACACAUACAGACAUUGCCCUGACCCGAUCCCACUUCUCCGUAGCUUUGAACCACCAGCCUGAUAAGCGGGUCUGUGAGCGGUGUCGUAAUGGCACUGGAUCGGAUGGCUGCUUGCCAGAGCUGGAUUAUCUUCCCCUGUUGCAAGUCUUGUCUAUGGUGUAUUAUGUGUAUCUGUUUUUCUCACCACUUUCCUCAUGUUAUGUUGAAUUUAAAUCCAUUUCGUUACACUGUAUUUGAAUAUGUGUAAUGACAAUAGAUUGAAUCCAAUCCAAUCAAAUCCCCAAAAAACGCUUUUGACAGGUCUGUUUCUCUGACCCACACAGAGAUCAAGAUUUACAAAAGAGAAGAGUGCAGACAUGAGUAACACAGAGCCAUGCAGAAUAAUAAAUGAAGAUACUGGAGAACAAAGAGAUGCAAUGAAAGUGGAAGAAAUCCUGACAAAAAAUACCUUGAUAAAAAAGGACCCUAAUGAUCACACGAAACAUCACACCAGAGAAAAACCAUACACAUGUCCUCAGUGUGGAAAGGGUUUCACACACAAACAGAGUCUUAAAAAACACAUGAUAUCUCACUCUGGACAAUUGCCAUACACAUGUCCUCAGUGUGAGAAGGGUUUUCCAAGCAAAGGAAGACUUACUUUACACAUUAAAAUGCACAUUGGAGAACGUCUGUACGUUUGUCCUCAGUGUGAAAAGAGUUUCAGACGAAAAAGUCAUCUUGAGGAACACAUAAGAACUCACACCAAAGAGCUUCCAUACACCUGUCCUCAGUGUGGAAAGAGUUUAGCAGGAGGACUUAAAUCUCACAUGAGAAUUCACACUGGAGAAAAAUCAUACGCAUGUCUUCAGUGUGAAAAGAGUUAUACAAAAAAAGUUCAUCUUGAAUACCACAUGAGAACUCAUACUGGAGAGCGGCCGUACGCAUGUCCUCAGUGUGGAAAGAGUUUCACAACCAAAGAUUCUCUUAAGGUCCACAUGAGAAUUCACACUGGAGAAAAACGAUACGCCUGUCCUCAGUGUGAGAAGUGUUAUACAAGAAAAGUUCAUCUUGACUACCACAUGAGAACUCAUACUGGAGAGCGGCCAUACGCAUGUCCUCAGUGUGGAAAGAGUUUCACAACCAAACAUUCUCUUAAGGUCCACAUGAGAAUUCACACCGGAGAAAUAAGAUACGCCUGUCUUCAGUGUGAAAAGAGUUAUACAAGAAAAGUUCAACUUGACUACCACAUGAGAACUCAUAAUGGAGAGCGGCCGUACUUAUGUCCUCAGUGUGGAAAGAGUUUCACGAUCAAACAUUCUCUUAAUGUCCACAUGAGAAUUCACACUGGAGAAAACCCAUACGCCUGUCCUCAGUGUGGAAAGAGUUUCUCAAGAAAAGAUUCUCUUGAAAACCACAUGACGACUCAUACUGGAGACCGGCCGUUCAUAUGUUCUCAGUGUGGAAAGAGUUGCGCAAGAAAACAUAACCUUGAACGUCACAUUACAUCUCAUACUGGAGAGCGCCCAUACGCAUGUCCUCAGUGUGGAGAGAAUUGCAAGACCAAAAAAUCUCUUAAUGUCCACAUGAGAAUUCACACUGAGAAGCGCUCAUAAACAAGUCCAACCCGGUCUCAUACGUGUCACUCUUCACAACUUUUUUUCGUGUCACCAGCACGCAUUUCAAUAUACAGACCACGUGUGUAUGUACGUUUAUACAAUGUGAUUUGAAAAGAAAUAAUAAAUAUUUGAGAUUGAAAGUCGUGCUGACUGGCACAAAAAAAGGGACCACGAAUGAAUAGAUUACAGUUUGUUACAGUGUGAAGGAUUUCAACAAGACUGUUGUCAUGUCUCAUGAGUGUAGAAAGUGUGUCACAGCGUCUCCGUUCACACGUCAGUCUUUAGGAUUGUCUUUACAGAUGUGAGUCUUCAAACGUUCUGUUCACACAGCAGCUCACAGCUGAAUGACUGUCUGUAUUCUAUUCCUGUGUGACUCCUGUAAUCACAGUGAUGGACUUUCAUUUGACUGGUAUUAUUUUUUAUUGACUUGGUAUUCCAAUUAAAGUUGUUUAUUCCAUACUCUGACAACAAUAAUAAAUACAUUACACCAUAU